CACCCACCUGUUUGCAGCUGAGCGCGCAUGCGCAGAAAGAGCGCGAGGGAGGGAAGCAUUAGAGACCUCUCCAGUCCGGCUCCGCGGCUCUUCCUUGCCGGAGGGCGCCGCAGAGCAGCCCCUUCCCCCCGUAUCCGCGCCUCGAGGGAGAGAAGGAAGGAAGGAUGGCCGAGCUGUUCCCGGCGCCCCCGCCAGCCAUGGACCGCUUGUCCCCGGCUUCCGCGGCAGGAGGCGGAGGCGGGCUGGAGGCGGCGGGAGAGGAGUCCUCGGAUAGCGAGGCAGAGCAGGAGGGCGGCGGAGGGGGCGCCUCCUCCCACAAGCUCAUCCGCAAGGUCUCCACCUCCGGGCAGAUGCGCACCAAGAAAAGUGUGAAGGAGGGUCUCCUGUUGAAGCAGACGAGCUCCUUCCAGAGGUGGAAGCGGAGAUACUUCAAGCUGCGCGGACGGACACUCUACUAUGCCAAGGACUCCAAGUCCUUGAUCUUCGAUGAAGUGGACCUGUCUGAUGCCAGUGUGGCAGAAACCAGUAUCAAGAAUAUCAACAACAGUUUCACGGUGAUCACGCCUUUCCGGAAACUCAUCCUCUGUGCAGAGAAUAGGAAGGAGAUGGAAGACUGGAUCGGGGCCCUGAAGUCUGUCCAAAAAUGGGAAGUCAAUGAGGCCUCCCAGUUCAACAUGGAGCACUUUUCCGGCAUGCACAACUGGUACGCCUGCUCCCAUGCCCGCCCCACCUUCUGCAACGUCUGUCGCGAAGCCCUCUCCGGCGUCACGUCCCAUGGCCUCUCCUGCGAAGUCUGCAAAUUCAAAGCCCACAAGCGCUGUGCAGUCCGAGCCACCAACAACUGCAAGUGGACCACGCUAGCCUCUAUCGGAAAUGACAUCAUCGAGGAUGAAGACGGGGUGGCCAUGCCCCAUCAGUGGCUGGAGGGGAACCUGCCUGUGAGCGCCCGCUGUGCCGUCUGUGACAAGACCUGCGGGAGCGUGCGAAGGCUGCAGGACUUGCGCUGCCUCUGGUGCAAGGCCAUUGUGCACAGUGCCUGCAAGGAACAGCUGGGGAAGAAGUGCCCUUUGGGGCAGUACAAGGUCUCCAUCAUCCCCCCCACUGCUCUCAACAGCAUUGACUCAGACGGGUUCUGGAAGGCCACCUGCCCCUCUUCCUGCUCCAGUCCACUGCUGGCCUUUGUCAACUCCAAGAGCGGAGACAACCAGGGCGUCAAAUUCCUCCGCAAGUUCAAGCAGUUCCUCAACCCAGCACAAGUCUUUGACCUGAUGAAUGGAGGGCCGCACCUGGGGCUGCGUCUCUUUCAGAAGUUCUCCACUUUCCGCAUCUUGGUCUGCGGAGGCGACGGCAGCGUCGGAUGGGUGCUCUCUGAAAUUGAUUCCCUGGGGCUCCACAAGCAGUGCCAGCUUGGUGUGUUGCCCUUGGGGACGGGGAACGACUUGGCCCGGGUCCUGGGAUGGGGCAGCCUGUGCGACGACGACACGCAACUGCUGCAGGUUCUGGAGAAGCUGGAGCGAGCCACCACCAAAAUGCUGGACAGGUGGAGUGUCCUGACCUACGAAGCCCCCAAACAGUCCCCACCAGCCAUCAAAGAAGAGGAAAACGAGGACUCCAACAUGCAGGCUCACAUUUCCCAAUAUGCCGAUUCGGUGGCCCUCCAUUUGGCCAAGAUCUUGGAGUCGGACAAACACUCGGUGGUGAUUUCCUCUGCAAAGUUCCUCUGUGGGACGGUUAAUGACUUUGUGGCCGACGUCGGCAAAGCAUACGAGCGGACGGCUGACAGCAAGCAAGAGGCGGACACCAUGGCGCGGAAGUGUGCCAUGCUCAAUGAGAAACUGGACUCUCUGGUCCGGGAGCUGAAUGAAGAGUCCCAGGCCUCUGUGCUCCCCAAAAGCGCCCCUCCGCCCUCCGCCCUGCCCAGCCCAGAUGCAACAGACAAUGGCGGCAAGGAGGGCCCCUUCCACCCAAGCCCUGUGCCCAGGAUCUUCAAGUCCAAGGAGCAGCUCAUGCUCAGAGCCAACAGCCUCAAGAAGGCCCUACGGCAGAUCAUUGAACAGGCAGAGAAAGCUGUGGAUGAGCAGAACAAGCAAACCCAAGCUUAUCGGAGCAUCUCUGCAGCUGGCAAGAAGGACAGCAACGAGGAUUUCAACAAAGAGACAGAGAAACUCAAGUCCCGCCGGGACACGGUCAUCUCCACCACGUCCUCCAUCAUCCUGGACAGACCAGAGAGCUUCAGCGCCGUCCAUUUUGCAGAGGACCCCAGUGCCAUACAAUUCUCUGAAAGAUGCGUCAUGAAUAAUUAUUUUGGCAUCGGCCUGGACGCAAAGAUCUCCCUGGAGUUCAACAACAAGAGGGACGAGCAUCCGAAGAAAUGCAGCAGUCGCACAAAGAACAUGAUGUGGUACGGUGUCCUGGGGACAAAGGAGCUGCUCCAGAGGACCUACAAGAACCUGGAGCAGCGGGUCCAGCUGGAGUGUGAUGGGGUGCCCAUUUCUUUGCCCAGUCUGCAAGGCAUUGCUGUACUGAACAUUCCCAGCUAUGCAGGAGGCAUCAACUUCUGGGGAGGCACCAAGGAGGACAGCAACUUUGGGGCCCCCUCGUUCGACGACAAGAAGCUGGAGGUGGUGGCCGUCUUCGGCAGCAUCCAGAUGGCCGUCUCGCGGGUCAUUAACUUGCAGCAUCACCGCAUUGCCCAGUGCCGGAUGGUAAAGAUCACAAUUCGGGGCGACGAGGGGGUCCCGGUCCAAGUUGACGGGGAAGCGUGGAUCCAGCCCCCAGGAAUGAUCAAGAUCCAGCACAAGAACCGGGCCCAGAUGCUGACCAGAGACAGGGCCUUUGAGAGCACCCUCAAGUCGUGGGAGCACAAGCAGAAGGGCGAGGGCUACCGCUCCUCCUCCCGGCACCGGCUCAGCUCCCAGCAGUCCAUGGAGUACCUGACAGAUGAGGAGCAGGUACAGAUCCAGCAGCUGGCCCAAGACACGGAGACACUCAUUGACAGGAUCCGUGAGGCUGCCAAGACCCACCGUGCCAUUGAGCAGGAGCUGGCGCAUGCCGUGAAUGCCAGCUCCUUGGCACUGAGUGAAACACUGCCCAACAAGAACAGCAGCGGUGGGACCGAGCCUCUUCUGUUCCUGAGCCGGAGCUCCGCCGUGGAGCUGUCUGCCAGCGUCAAAGCCCUAUACACCGAAACCCGGGCUUUUCUGGAAGGGAAACUGCAGCUGGACUCCCCUCAGCAAGAGGAAGGCCUGCGCCAUGCCCUGAGCGCCGUCAGCCAAGAGCUGCGAAGGCUCUCCGAAAUACACUGGAUGGCCCCCAUCAUCAGCUCCACCGAAGAGGUGCACAGUGCCUGCAAGGAACAGCUGGGGAAGAAGUGCCCUUUGGGGCAGUACAAGGUCUCCAUCAUCCCCCCCACUGCUCUCAACAGCAUUGACUCAGACGGGUUCUGGAAGGCCACCUGCCCCUCUUCCUGCUCCAGUCCACUGCUGGCCUUUGUCAACUCCAAGAGCGGAGACAACCAGGGCGUCAAAUUCCUCCGCAAGUUCAAGCAGUUCCUCAACCCAGCACAAGUCUUUGACCUGAUGAAUGGAGGGCCGCACCUGGGGCUGCGUCUCUUUCAGAAAUUCUCCACUUUCCGCAUCUUGGUCUGCGGAGGCGACGGCAGCGUCGGAUGGGUGCUCUCUGAAAUUGAUUCCCUGGGGCUCCACAAGCAGUGCCAGCUUGGUGUGUUGCCCUUGGGGACGGGGAACGACUUGGCCCGGGUCCUGGGAUGGGGCAGCCUGUGCGACGACGACACGCAACUGCUGCAGGUUCUGGAGAAGCUGGAGCGAGCCACCACCAAAAUGCUGGACAGGUGGAGUGUCCUGACCUACGAAGCCCCCAAACAGUCCCCGCCAGCCAUCAAAGAAGAGGAGAACGAGGACUCCAACAUGCAGGCUCACAUUUCCCAAUAUGCCGAUUCAGUGGCCCUCCAUUUGGCCAAGAUUUUGGAGUCGGACAAACACUCGGUGGUGAUUUCUUCUGCAAAGUUCCUCUGUGGGACGGUUAAUGACUUUGUGGCCGACGUCGGCAAAGCAUACGAGCGGACGGCUGACAGCAAGCAAGAGGCGGACACCAUGGCGCGGAAGUGUGCCAUGCUCAAUGAGAAACUGGACUCUCUGGUCCGGGAGCUGAAUGAAGAGUCCCAGGCCUCUGUGCUCCCCAAAAGCGCCCCUCCGCCCUCCGCCCUGCCCAGCCCAGAUGCAACAGACAAUGGCGGCAAGGAGGGCCCCUUCCACCCAAGCCCUGUGCCCAGGAUCUUCAAGUCCAAGGAGCAGCUCAUGCUCAGAGCCAACAGCCUCAAGAAGGCCCUACGGCAGAUCAUUGAACAGGCAGAGAAAGCUGUGGAUGAGCAGAACAAGCAAACCCAAGCUUAUCGGAGCAUCUCUGCAGCUGGCAAGAAGGACAGCAACGAGGAUUUCAACAAAGAGACAGAGAAACUCAAGUCCCGCCGGGACACGGUCAUCUCCACCACGUCCUCCAUCAUCCUGGACAGACCAGAGAGCUUCAGCGCCGUCCAUUUUGCAGAGGACCCCAGUGCCAUACAAUUCUCUGAAAGAUGCGUCAUGAAUAAUUAUUUUGGCAUCGGCCUGGACGCAAAGAUCUCCCUGGAGUUCAACAACAAGAGGGACGAGCAUCCGAAGAAAUGCAGCAGUCGCACAAAGAACAUGAUGUGGUACGGUGUCCUGGGGACAAAGGAGCUGCUCCAGAGGACCUACAAGAACCUGGAGCAGCGGGUCCAGCUGGAGUGUGAUGGGGUGCCCAUUUCUUUGCCCAGUCUGCAAGGCAUUGCUGUACUGAAUCCCAGCUAUGCAGGAGGCAUCAACUUCUGGGGAGGCACCAAGGAGGACAGCAACUUUGGGGCCCCCUCGUUCGACGACAAGAAGCUGGAGGUGGUGGCCGUCUUCGGCAGCAUCCAGAUGGCCGUCUCGCGGGUCAUUAACUUGCAGCAUCACCGCAUUGCCCAGUGCCGGAUGGUAAAGAUCACAAUUCGGGGCGACGAGGGGGUCCCGGUCCAAGUUGACGGGGAAGCGUGGAUCCAGCCCCCAGGAAUGAUCAAGAUCCAGCACAAGAACCGGGCCCAGAUGCUGACCAGAGACAGGGCCUUUGAGAGCACCCUCAAGUCGUGGGAGCACAAGCAGAAGGGCGAGGGCUACCGCUCCUCCUCCCGGCACCGGCUCAGCUCCCAGCAGUCCAUGGAGUACCUGACAGAUGAGGAGCAGGUACAGAUCCAGCAGCUGGCCCAAGACACGGAGACACUCAUUGACAGGAUCCGUGAGGCUGCCAAGACCCACCGUGCCAUUGAGCAGGAGCUGGCGCAUGCCGUGAAUGCCAGCUCCUUGGCACUGAGUGAAACACUGCCCAACAAGAACAGCAGCGGUGGGACCGAGCCUCUUCUGUUCCUGAGCCGGAGCUCCGCCGUGGAGCUGUCUGCCAGCGUCAAAGCCCUAUACACCGAAACCCGGGCUUUUCUGGAAGGGAAACUGCAGCUGGACUCCCCUCAGCAAGAGGAAGGCCUGCGCCAUGCCCUGAGCGCCGUCAGCCAAGAGCUGCGAAGGCUCUCCGAAAUACACUGGAUGGCCCCCAUCAUCAGCUCCACCGAAGAGGGCAUCAGCCAGGAAACCCCUGGCGCCUCCAACAAGGGCAGCCUGAAGCUGCGGAUCAACCUGGCAAAGCCCAAGAAGGAGAAACUGCAGAAGCACCGCUCCAGCGGAGUCACUCCAGUGGAAAACUGGGGCCCCGAAGAAGUGGCAGCUUGGUUGGAUGCACUCGACUUGGGGGAGUACAAGGAGACCUUCGUGCGCCACGACAUUCAGGGUGCGGAGCUGAUCCUGUUGGAGAGGAAGGACUUGAAGGACCUUGGGGUCUCCAAAGUGGGCCACCUGAAGAGGAUCCUGCAAGGAAUUAAGGACGCCGCCAGCCAGCAAUAGAGAAGCUCUCCUCCGAAGGGAAGACCCCCAAGGGCACUGGAGACCCUCUUCCUGUCGGCUGCUGCCAUCCGUUUCCAUUGGCAGGAAGAGAGUGGGGAUGAUUGGCGUAUAUGUUGCCUGCAGAUGGGGUCUUCAGGCGAGGGGAGUUUCCAUGCGCCCCAGCAUUGCCAAGAGUUUACAUCUCCAUCUUUGCCAAAGACUUUGUGGCUUGGCAGUGUCCUCCUGUCCCUCCUCCUGGGCCCCAAUUCUUCUGCUUCCCCCCACCUCCUCCCAUCCCAGUCUCUUGUGUGAUAUUGCAUGGUGAUGAAUGGGGAAGGAUUUGCACUAUCUCUCGACCCCCGUUGACUCGAGUCCAUCGUUCUUUUUAAUGUCUUUUAAGCUUUUGAGUCCAGGGAGCUGGAAAGGGAAGCUGUGAAAAGGAGCUUAAAGGGAAAUGCAUGAGCAAGGAAAAGCAAAAUGCAAUAGUAACCACUUCUGUUGACUUGGCGCAAAAGCAAGAAAAGAUAGGGAUAUAUUGCAAAUCCCAUCACACAGAAUAAGUCAGGGAUGAGGGGAGUUGCAAACCAGUUGGUUAGUGAGUCAUAAAAUGUCCACAUCUAAUAGGUGAAUGGAUAAGAAUGGAUACUGAAGGAUGAGGGAGGAGUGAGCCAAAGAUAGUUGCCAAACUCCCCGCUGAGGUAGCCCAGGCUCAUCUUCUUUGGCCUCAAUUUGCUCAAAAAAUUUUUCCGUGUCAGGGGCGACUGGUGUAAGAGAAUUGUCCAUCUGCAAGGACGUUGCCCAGGGGACGCCAGGAUGUUUUGAUCUUUUACCAUCCUUGUGGGAGGCUUCCCUCAUGUCUCCGCAUGGGAAGCUGGAGCUGACAGAGGGAGCUCAUCCAUGCUCUCCCUGUAUUCGAACCUGCGACCUGUAUGUCAGGAGCGACUUGAGAAACUGCAAGUCGUUUCUGGUGUGAGAGAAUUGGCCAUCUGCAAAGACAUUGCCGAAAGGAUGCCUGGAUGUUUUAAUGUUUUACCAUCCUUGUGGGAGGCUUCUCUCAUGUCCCUGCAUGGGGAGCUGGAGCUGACAGAGGGAGCUCACCCGUGCUCUCCCUGUAUUCGAACCUGCGACCUGUGUGUCAGGAGCGACUUGAGAAACUGCAAGUCGUUUCUGGUGUGAGAGAACUGGCAGUCUGCAAGGACGUUGCCCGGAGGAUGCCUGGAUGUUUUGAUGUUUUACCAUCCUUGUGGGAGGCUUCUCUCAUGUCCCUGCAUGGGGAGCUGGAGCUUACAUAGGGAGCUCAUCCGCGCUCUCCCAGUAUUUGAACCUCAAACCUAUUGGUCUUCAGUCCAAGGAUUUAACCCGCAGUGCCACUGGGGACUCCAUUUGCUCAAAUGCAAGGGAAUAACUGGACUGGCAUUUUGCAAUCAGAACAAACAAACAAAAGAUCAAAAAAUAGGAUAUAUUUUUUUCUGCAGAAGCAAUUGUGGGGCGAGAGAUGCCAAUUGCAACCUCUCUGCCCCAAAUUUUGCAGAUUCAGAAUGUAAAAAUAGAAUCGGAGAUUGGGUUUCCUUUUUCACAAUGCUCUCUAAUCCUUCCUUAUCCCCAUCUCUCUCUUGUGGAGCCUCCUUAGAACUCCAGAAGCUCCCGCUGCUCAUCCAUCCCCUUUGAGCUACUUACCCUCUAUCCAGCUUUUUUCUCCCUGGGCCCUCGUUUGGGAAUGUAAAUAGUUUGGAGAGAAAGAGAAGAUAUUUAUUUAAAGAUUUAAUAUAUAGAGAUAGAUUGAUAGAGACGAAAGCUUAAUUUAUUUUUCACUGCUGUUUGCGCGAGAGCACUUUGAAACACUCCCCGUGGGGUGACCAGGCCAUCUCCCUCCGGACGGAGAAGGCGGAUGGCCGGACCGGACUCAUUUUCGACUCAUUUUCCCCAUCUGGCUUUGCUUCUGUGGGGGGCAGUGGCUACCCCUUUGAUGCAUGCAGCCUUUGGCACGGAAGC
Anolis sagrei ordinatus is the source of this 7937-nucleotide messenger RNA. The record is from RefSeq and is a predicted model, not a curated record. Lineage: Eukaryota; Metazoa; Chordata; Lepidosauria; Squamata; Anolidae.